ACCACGCCCCCUUCCCGGCCUCCCCCGCGCGGCCAAGAUGGCGGCCAAGAUGGCGGCGGCGCUGGUGCCGCUGCUGGUGGCGGCCGCGCUGGGCAGCGGCUGCCGGGGAGGGCUCGGGAUGAGGCCCUCGGAGCCGCGGGACACGGAGCCCUGCUCCCUGCCCCUGGAGCACUCCUUUGAACUGGACGAUGCCCCCCGCUUCCGCCGCCGGGGGACCCUGACCUGGAGCCCUGGGCCUGAGCCUGGGCUGAGCCUGGUGCAGAAGCAGCUGACGGAGGAGGAGCGGAACCAACUGCGGGAGGUGGCCGCCAGGGACGGGCUCUACCGCGUGCGCAUCCCCAGGCGGGCACUAGGACCUGGCGAGGACCCCGGGGGCUCCCACGUGACCUCCUUCGUGCGCGCGUGCGCGCUGCUGGAGUCCCACCUCUCAGACGAGCUCUCGGUGCACGUGGACGUGGCCGGGAACGUGGUGGCUCUGGCGCUGGUGGUGCCGGCACCGGGAUCCUGCCGCGGAGCUCCGGUGGAGGACAGGGAGCUGGAGAGCUUCAAUAGCAGCGUGGUGCUGAGGCAGCCGAUGCCCGCGGCCACCCCCGAGACAGCAGCAUUCAUCCGGCACCUGGAGCAGGAGCAGGCUCAGCGCGCCCGGAACCCGCAGGAGCAGCGCUCCUUCUUCGCCAAAUACUGGAUGUACAUCAUCCCCAUCGUCCUCUUCCUCAUGAUGUCCGGAGCCCCCGAUGCGGGGGGGGGACAAGGGGGAGCAACAGGGGGUGGGGGGGGCGGGGGGGGACGGUGA
Molecule: messenger RNA, 793 nt
Organism: Melopsittacus undulatus (budgerigar)
Lineage: Eukaryota; Metazoa; Chordata; Aves; Psittaciformes; Psittaculidae
Gene: EMC10
Product: ER membrane protein complex subunit 10
Exons: 7
Coding region: 38-793 (251 amino acids)
Cellular component (GO): EMC complex
Source: RefSeq, a predicted model, not a curated record